Messenger RNA from Peromyscus californicus insignis, 342 nucleotides. Its product is annotated as 28S ribosomal protein S33, mitochondrial-like. Gene Ontology annotation, cellular component: mitochondrion. NCBI's taxonomy places the organism in Eukaryota, Metazoa, Chordata, Mammalia, Rodentia, Cricetidae. The transcript is spliced from 2 exons. The record is from RefSeq and is a predicted model, not a curated record. The annotation marks the transcript as partial.
AUGAGCCUGUGCAUCAAAAUGAACAAUGUGGUCAGGUCAGACGCAGAAUACGCACUGCCUAUGUCUCAUCUGAGUGCUCGAAUCUUUGGUGAAGUGCCCAGGCCUACUGCUUCAAAGUCCAUGAAAGUGGUGAAUAUGUUUAGUGAGCCGCCCUUGGCCCAAAAGAAAGAGACUUAUGACUGGUAUCCAAAUCACAACAUGGAUUUUGCGCUCAUGGGCACACUCCAUUUCCUUGGCCUUUACAGAGAUGAGCAUCAGGAUUUUAAGGAUGAGCAAAGCCGUCUAAAGAAGCUCCAUGGAAAGUGGAAACCAACGAAAGGAGAGGGGAAAAGAGCUACAAAA